AUGGAAACUGACGUAGUGCGACCACGGAUCGUUGUCGGUCUGGAGCUGGUAGGAACUGCUUCUCUCUUGCUAGUUCUCGCACGUCUGGUAUUCUUCGGCAUCUUUUCCUUUUUCAUAGGGUAUAGCAAGAGGUGCAACCGCCACUUCACAUACGCUUCGACGGAGAAAAAAGGUAACGCUAAGGGAAGUCCAGUUGGAGGCCCCGCGAAGCGAACAAGGAAAAGAAAAGAGCACAAUAAAGAGAAAAUGAGUUUCCGAAGACAAAGUUUUAGGGAUGGUUGCCAAACAGGCUUUGUUCCGGGGGAUUAUGAUAUCUCCCACGGACCUCCACACGAAGGAGGCACUUGGCCCCAUGGUCAUAAGUACGGCUCGCAGAGGAGCAUGAGUUGCAGAUCGUGCGGAAGUGGGGUACGGUUACCCAACAACAGCUUUCUUAUGAGCCGCGCCGGAGGAUAUGGCCAGCGGGAGAGCAGCUUUUCCGGGAUGUGCCGUGCCUCGCAGUACGGAAACUUCGCCACUUACGGCAUGAUGGGUAGUGGCUACCGCAGUUUCGGUGCUUCCGGGUUUGGGGCCGUUGACGGGGGUUCCAUGUACCGCGGUUACCAAGAUUCAAUGCCGGUGCAAAAACUGUUCAGCAGCCGACGAGACCGCGGGCGGGUGCCAUCACAGGUGGGAUUCUUCCGCCGCCCUUCUCAACUGAGCUGGUCAAACUCCAGCAACUACGUACAAGUUUCAAAAUCGUUGUACGGUAUCGACGGUGGUGUUUCCAAGGAGCCCGCGCGAUCCGAAGUCGGCCGGAAAUUUUCAGUGGCCGGGGAAGCAACGAUGUCGGCUAAUGGUCUGGGUGAAGCGAAACCUCCACAAGCGUUGGGAUCGCGAAUUGCAGAAAAGUUCGCUGGCAAGUCCCACUCCCUCCAUCCUAGAGAGGGGGCUCCCGUCAGGAAGAACAGCCCGUUCGCAGUUGAUGCUCGGCAGGCUCGCACUAAGAGUCCGGCAAGUUAUGAUCUUGCUGACGCGGAAGAUUUUCACAUCAUGGAGGGGCAUGCAUCCCCUGUGUGUGAAGCGACCCGAGCAAUCGUUGAGACAGUGAGUGAUGGGUCGAGUCGCACGAUUAUAACCGCAGAAAGCAACAACGUGGCGUUAGAUAUUCCGCUAUCAAGGACUGUUGGGGAGGUUGUGCACCCACUGGCGCGCGUGGGGUCCGCAUUUGGGGAAGGCACCGAGGAUACACAAGAACAAACAAGUGUGGCAAGUAAAGGCGAAACCUCAAACACGUACGGGCGCCACAGGCGACCUUUCUUGAAACGGAGUUCCUCUUUGCACCGGCCGCGUGGUGUUAACGCGGUUAAUAUUUCCAUUGCUGAGUUUCCAGAGGCGGAGGAAGUUCAAGAUAGUCUUGAGGGUGAUAUCUUAAAUACGAGAAACUCCACCGGAGUCCCGCACGACACCAACCGGCCGCGGCGAAAUCAGGUUUCUGAAGCAUGUGAUGUGCUGCAUCCGACGUCGAAUGAGGAAACGGCCGGUGGUGGUGAAAAAUUUGCGAGCUUGCGGCCAAACACGAACCGAGGGUCGCACAUGCAAGCAGGGGAGUCCGACAUAAGGGGGAAGCUGGCGACGGAUGGGUGCACCGGGUGUGGACCGGAUAUUGCUCGUACCCAGUCUCCAGGCUCUCAGGGGGAGCUCCUCUGUGAUGGGAAUACGCGUGCGGCGGACGGUGCAACACCUGUCACAGAGACCGCCAGCAUCAAGGAAAGUCAACGAAGGACGCGGACAAACGAGGAACAGCGGCAUCCGAAAGACCUUAAAACGAACCGUAUAAAAACAGUUGUACUGGUGGAGAAGGUGCCGUCCACCUCAACCCCGCUUUUGGUCGAGGGAAACAACAUUAGCUACCGUGGGUCAAAGCAUGAAGCCCAUGAAGUGGUCAUCCGCAACCCCAGUAGCACGAACUUUUACUCUACCACUCUGAACGGUGUCAAGGAUGCCGUGUGUGACGGCUACAACGCUUCUGUGCUUUCCGUGGAGGCGCCAAAUUCCGACAUGCUGUUUCGAUCACCUGUGUGGCCAUAUCUUACUCGCAUUGUGCGCGGCGUGUUGCAGCGGUGUCAAACAACGGCUGACUCCAUCGUGAGCGUAACUUCAGCUCUCGGGUUUUUCCAUGAUGACAAAGUGAAAGACCUUUUUGACCUGAACGGUGGCAGGUUUGAGACGAUGCAAGUACAGCCAUCUCCGAUUUAUGGCCCGCGUAUUCCACAGUUGCGGUACACCAAAGUUACGUCCAGCAUGGCAUUUGAUGAGUCCCUAAACAAGGCGUUAAGCCGUGCCAGUACAGAUCCAAUUCUCUCCACCAUGACGGGUGGUGUCCUGGUCGCCCUCCUUCUUGUCAAGCAAAGCCGUAUAGUAAGAACAGAGUCGGGUGAGAGUACGUGUGAUGUUUUGCUCUCUUCACUUGUAUUUGCCUCCUCUGGGAGUGGCACGCACCCGUACGAUUCUGCCAUAUCGCGUGUGAAGAAUGAGUACUGCAUGCUUUUUCAUCUCGUACUCGGUGGCCCUUCCCAUACAUGCUUUCUGUUGAGUCUCUCCACGGCUGACGAAAGCGAUGAAGAGGUCAACGGCAAGGAGAUUGUAGAGAAUCUCCUCGAGCUGCACCGCAAAAUGCAUUCCACCUACAACUAUCCGCUUCGUAACGGAUCCGUGACACGAUUCGUAAAGUACGUAAUGGCUGCGAAUAAGGAAGGCAUCGAACGCCUCAAGCACGAGGAAGAUCCUGAAAAGAAAAAUAGGUUAAAGCGCUACGUGCAGGAACAAACCCGACUUCUGAACGACGCGACGAAAAUGUUGAAAGACGCCGAAGCCGAGCUUCGAGCGCGUGCCAACCAGCCCCGUUAG
Messenger RNA from Trypanosoma brucei brucei TREU927, 2889 nucleotides. RefSeq lists its product as hypothetical. Lineage: Eukaryota; Euglenozoa; Kinetoplastea; Trypanosomatida; Trypanosomatidae. The transcript has a single exon. The record is from RefSeq and is a predicted model, not a curated record. The coding region runs from base 1 to 2889 and encodes 962 amino acids.